Cyclospora cayetanensis is the source of this 1236-nucleotide messenger RNA. RefSeq lists its product as uncharacterized. The record is from RefSeq and is a predicted model, not a curated record. Lineage: Eukaryota; Apicomplexa; Conoidasida; Eucoccidiorida; Eimeriidae. The transcript has 9 exons. The coding region runs from base 1 to 1236 and encodes 411 amino acids.
AUGGCUACAACGGCACCAGAAAUAAGAGAAAUAAUAAGAGCAGUAACAGCAUCAGACAUUGCAACAACGGCAGGAAUAGGAGCAUCCGUGACAGCAGCACCUCAAAGAUGGGAAACGGCACCAGGCACAGAAGCAGAAGGCGCAGCAACAGCGGCUGCGAAUCAGCGGCGAGAGAGUGUCUUUGCUGCCAUUCGAUCUCUGAAGCCUGACGGGUGGCUUUGGAUAGGUGACGCUGGUUACUCAGAGGGAGAAGACGUAGCAUCGGUGCAGGAGGCCCUAAGAGCGCUGAAGGAACUUAAGGGGUGGCAGGCGCUUAGAGAAGAGCUUGGCUUUGUGGACGGAACGUGGGAUGAUCAUGACUUUGGGAUGAAUGACGGGGGAAGCAACCAAGAAAACAUCGACGCGCUCCAGGAGGCCUUUCUGAAUUUCCUGGGGGUCGCUUCCUUCAGUCCACGGAGACAGCGGAAGGGUCUCUACUCUGCGCAUCUUUUCCCCCUUCCACAACAAGCUCAGGAGGGGAAGCCAGAAGAAGGUGUGCGCGUGCUGAUUUUGGACAGUAGGAGUCACAGAGACCUUCAUUUCAUUCCCAGUGCGGCGAUGCUGACGCUGAAGCCACCCCUCUCACUCGGGCAUGCAUACAGAGGCGACAUCUUGGGCGAGGAUCAGUGGACGUGGCUGCGCGCCCAACUGAAGCACUCCAAGGCGCGCGUUCACAUCCUGGUGUCUUCCAUUCAGAUUUUGACAGGACUGCCGCUGUUGGAAAGUUGGGGUCACUUCCCAGCAGCGCGAGACAGGCUGCUGCGCCUUCUACAGGAGACAAAGCCUCGAGGCCUACUGCUGCUUUCAGGGGAUGUUCACUUUACGGAGCUGCUCGGCACCCAGGGGGGCGUGGUAGAAUUAACGAGCAGCGGGAUGACGCACAGUGUAGGCGAGUCGCUCCUGACAUUCUCUGUGCUCACACCGAUGCUGAAGCCCAACACAGCCCGCCGACGAGCGGCAAGAGCAAGAGGCGAAGCACUGGCAAUCGCAGAACGGGCAGAUCUCCCGUUGAGCUGGUCUCCUUUUGAGAAAAAGAGUCAGUCUCAGGGAGGAAAUGAAGGGAAGGGGUCGAACCCACAGCUUCUUGAGGAGUCUAGCUCAAGGGGCGCUCCUAAUGCACACCAAGGGCCAGAGAGGCCAUCAAGGAAAAAUGCGGAGAUAAAUCCGCGAAUUCGAAUAAGAAGCAAGCUUCCAUGA